Molecule: messenger RNA, 1053 nt
Organism: Quercus lobata
Lineage: Eukaryota; Viridiplantae; Streptophyta; Magnoliopsida; Fagales; Fagaceae
Exons: 2
Coding region: 1-1053 (350 amino acids)
Source: RefSeq, a predicted model, not a curated record
AUGACAACCACCAACGACAUUCAAGAAGAGGAACCACCCACGACCACCCUCGAGAAGCAAGUUAAGACUCUCGCCACGGUUGUGGAACGCCUCACCAGACAAAAUUGUGACCUGGAAGAGGAUAAGUAUUGUCGUUUCCACCACGACCAUGGUCACGAUACAACUAAUUGCUAUGACCUAAAGCAGCAGAUUGAAGCCCUUAUCAGACAAGGAAAACUGCAGAAGUUCGUUAGCAAGGAGAAAACGGAUCCACUCCCACAAGACCAACACCCCCAACGGGAUAAUGAGCGACUAAGGCCCCCGAUAGGGGACAUAAGGAUGAUCGUAGGAGGAACAGCUGUUGUCGGGUCAUCAAAAAAGGCUCGCAAAACCUACCUUCGGAUGGUACAAAAUGUCAAAAGCUACCUUCGGAUGGUACAAAAUGUUCAGCUGACUGGAGUUGUACCGAAGAUAGCACGAAGAGAAGGCCCCAUAAUCGGGUUCUCAGAAGAGGAUACACGACGCCUUCACCAUCCACAUGACGAUGCGCUCGUCGUCAGCUUACGGGUAGAAGAAUAUAAUAUGCACCGGGUGUUGGUCGACAACGGCAGUUUAGCAGAUAUUUUAUACUACCUAGCGUUUCAGCAGAUGGGGAUCGACAGGGAGCGAUUGAUUUCGACAAAUGCCCCACUCGUAGGCUUCGGAGGGAGCCGGGUAUUCCCCUUGGGCGCGGUCACAUUAUCCGUAAUGGUAGGCGAUUACCCUCAGCAGAUAACCAAGGACGUAACAUUCUUGGUGGUCGACUGCUCGUCUGCCUACAACGCUAUCCUCGGACGACCCGCGCUCAAUUCAUGGAAGACGAUAACUUCAACCUACCACCUAAUGAUUAAGUUCCCUACUGACUACGAAGUAAGGGAGCUACGCGGAAGUCAAAUGGCCGUGCGCGAAUGCUACGUAGCCAUGAUGGAAAUGAAGGAUCAGGUUCAGGUUUUGAGUAUAGAAGAGCACCGGACGAUAACGGAGCCAGUAGAGAAGCUAGAAGAGAUACCCCUUGAAAAUUUCGAUCCUGGCUGA